AUGUGUGGGCAAAAAGAUCACCAUUUUACGACGCAGCAAAUGCUAUGGGCUGCAGUCUGCACGGGUUUCUUUGGUUUUUUGCGAGCGGGAGAGUUUACCGUGAGCUCCGUAGCAACAUUCGACGCCUCUGUUCACCUGGCUCCACAAGACGUCAGCAUCGACUCACAUGUCACUCCGUCUGUGGUGCGCAUUCACCUAAAGCAAUCGAAAACAGACCCGUUCCGUCAAGGUGUAAACAUCUUUUUGGGUCGAUCGAGACAAGAAAUUUGCCCAGUGGCUGCUCUGCUGAGCUACAUGGCGCUCCGAGGCAACGCGCAAGGCCCCUUAUUUCUCUACGACGAUGGCACGUCACUCUCGCGCAAUAGGCUGGUCCGAGAAGUUCAACGGGCGCUCACAGAAGCCGGACGUGACUGCACAGGCUUUACAGGCCACAGCUUCCGCAUUGGCGCAGAGACGACAGCGAAGGCAAGAGGGUUGAACGAUUCCACAAUCAAAGCCCUUGGAAGGUGGAAGAGUACAGCGUUUGAGUCGUACAUAAGAAUUCCUGGCAGCAGUUUAGCAGGAUUUUCGCAGUCACUCGUGUAA
Messenger RNA from Corticium candelabrum, 585 nucleotides. RefSeq lists its product as uncharacterized. The coding region runs from base 1 to 585 and encodes 194 amino acids. Gene Ontology annotation, molecular function: DNA binding. Gene Ontology annotation, biological process: DNA integration; DNA recombination. NCBI's taxonomy places the organism in Eukaryota, Metazoa, Porifera, Homoscleromorpha, Homosclerophorida, Plakinidae. The record is from RefSeq and is a predicted model, not a curated record. The transcript has a single exon.